Messenger RNA from Hydatigera taeniaeformis, 1608 nucleotides. The record is from the annotation of a GenBank genome assembly. NCBI's taxonomy places the organism in Eukaryota, Metazoa, Platyhelminthes, Cestoda, Cyclophyllidea, Taeniidae.
GCUGAUACUGUUCGUGCUGUAGAUGAGGUACGUGUCGGGGCGUACAGAAAGCUGUGGAAAGCAAGUAAUCUUCUGACUGGCAAGGAAGAUGCAGCAAAUAACUACGCACGUGCCUACAUCAAUGUUGGUCGAAAGAUGCUUGAUUCGUUGAUGGAACAGGUUCGGAUUAUGACAGAGCGUUGUGAUGGUCUCGCAGGAUUUAAUAUUGUCCACUCCUUAGCCGGUGGAACAGGCUCUGGUCUUACCGCUCUUCUCUUGGAAUGCCUUUUCGAGGAGUACGUAAAAAAAGUGCGCUUCUCCACCGCUAUUUACCCGUCUAGAAUUUGCUCCCAGUCCACUGUAGAUCCAUACAACACUCUCCUCUGUAUGAAAGCUACCAUGGAUACUCUUGACUGCUCUCUCCUGAUGGAUAACAAAGCCAUCACAGACCGCUGCGUUGCACAGAUUUUGGUCGAAAAACCGACCUUUACGACAUUAAACCGCCUCGUUGCCAUGCUUGUCAGCUCCAUCUAUCUCUCGCACAGAUUCUCCUUUAUGGGCAAUCAACAUGCCAAUAUUAUAGACCUUCUCACUAACAUCAUCCCCUACCCUCGAAUUCGAUUCCCCAUUGUCUGCACCACUCCUCUCUUCUCCAAGGCGAGUCAACAUCACGAAGUGUUUAGUGUCCCAGUCAUCACUCGCAGAGUCUUCACACAAGAGGCAACCACUUUGGAUUGCAACAUUGAAAAGCGGUGCUUUAUCUCAGUGGCUAUGCUUUAUCGUGGAGUGGCAUCCACGGGUGAAGUGUCCGCAGCUCUUAAGGAUGUGCGACACUAUCCUGAGUUCGUGAACGGAUGUGAGUUUUUUGACUGGUGUCCCAACAAGUUCAAGGUGGGAGUCACGCCAUUUUCUCCCGUAACAGUGCCUACUUGUAUGAUGGCGGCUGCGCCUACUUCAGUGUGUAUGGUUGCCGGGAAUACGGCCGUAAUUGAUCCAUUUAAGGCUACAUUGAAUAACUUCGACAUGCUCUUCAAGAAGUGUGCUUUCGUCCAUUGGUUUGUGUGUGAGGGGCUGGAGGAAGCUGAGUUAAAGGAAGCUAAAGAUGACCUUUGUAGCCUCAUUAACGAGUAUGCCGACCUAGAAGAUGGCGAUGCUCCUCCUGAAGUCUGCUCCGAACAGACACCGGAGUUUGAAGGCGGCCGUCCGAUACAAACAACCACGACUCCAAAAAGACCAUUCGAACCUCCACGCAUCAACUUCACCAUUCGAGAGAGGAUGCCCAAUCCGGGUGGGUCUCAUCAACUGACCCCAAAUGGAUCUUGUGCGGGUAGAAGGUUCCCAACUCCAUGCAGUCCGCGACCCAUUUUGAGUAUUAACAUGUCCAAUACACGCCCACGGAACAACGCCCGACUGGGAAGACCUCUUGUAGCAUACAGAGGAAGAAGUGGUUCACAACCCCUAACGCAGUUGUUUGACGAAGCGGAGCAGAGUUACUCAUACGACUUCUUUGACCUAUUCAAUCGACAACAGGAGGAAAUAGAGGAAUUCCCUCUCUGGGAUAUGUGGAAUUUGUAUCCUAGUGGAGUGCCGAAUUUUCGUUCCUUUCCGUCACAAUUCUGGAUGGGCUAG